Messenger RNA from Yamadazyma jaroonii, 1308 nucleotides. Lineage: Eukaryota; Fungi; Ascomycota; Pichiomycetes; Serinales; Debaryomycetaceae. The record is from the annotation of a GenBank genome assembly.
AUGAGAAUUAGCUGGUGGAUACUAAUUCCUUUGGCUAUUGCCUCAGACUUAUAUGAGUUGGGUAAUAGUCAUAUAGAGAGCGUCAUGAAUAAUUUAGAAAUGGAAGCAAAGAUAGACACAAUGUUAAGAAAUACCCCAGGAAGGUUCAGAGAGUUACCUCAUAUUGUACCAAGACCCGACCCAUUUCAAAGAACUUUGAAAGAUGGAGAAGUUCCUGAUUAUAUCAUCGAAUAUGCCCCAUUGGUACAUCUUUAUUCUGAGGAGAGGUAUUUACCAUACGAUAUCAAGAAAUUUGUCACUAAUUUCCACGUUGAAAGAGGUAAUGGGACCGUAAUUGAAGGCACGGAAGAAGAUAUGAACAUAAAGAAAUUGGGUCAUUUAAAGAAUGAUUAUGACCUUUUCCUUACAUCUAAUUCAGACUUUGAUACUGACCCUGAUUGGAUAACAGGAAUUAAGAACAAGCCUUCAUUGACCACCGGUGAAAUCAAGGAUGCACCAGUUACAUUAUUAGUGGUUGAUAAGGGUAAUGGAUGGGUUGACGCUUAUUGGUUUUAUUUCUAUUCCUUCAACUUGGGCCCAUUUGUUAUGGGCAAUGGUCCUUAUGGGAAUCACGUUGGAGAUUGGGAACAUUCUUUGGUAAGAUUUUAUGAAGGAGAACCAGUAAUUGUUUGGUUGUCUGCUCAUGGAGGUGGACAGGCUUAUUUCUAUCAUAAUUUGGAAAAACACGAAUCCAACCCUAAUCAUCCAAUAAUUUUCAGUGCUAGAGGAACCCAUGCUAAUUAUGUUUCCGUAGGUCAGCAUCCUCAUGAUUUGCCUUAUGCAAUAUUGUCAGAUUUCACUGACCGUGGACCUUUAUGGAAUCCGACCAAAAAUUAUUUAGCAUAUACUUAUGAUGGAAAACAUGUUUUCCCGUCGGAAACCAACCGAAAUCCAAAACACGUAGGUAGAGAAAAAACAUAUCAUAAUUGGUUAGCUUUCAGAGGUUGUUGGGGUGAUAACAAACUUCCGGAUGAUGAUCCACGUCAACAUUAUCUGUUUAUUGGUGGUUAUAAAUACAUCGAGGGCCCCAGAGGUCCCUUAGAGAAGAAUCUAUUGAGAAUCAAACCGUGUGAAAGACAUAAAUGGUGGAAUUUCUGGAAUGGUUGUGUGGUCAGACAGAACAUCAAAUGGGGAAUAGGAGUUGAAAGUGAAGGUUAUAAUUGUGGGAAUCUUUUCGUCAACCUAAGACCUCAAUGGUUGAGAAUGUUAUUACAAAGGGUUACUUGGGGUGGUUUCUUCUGUUAUGUAGCAGAUUUAGUUUAUGGUUAA